AUGAGCAUUGGGGCCAUUAAAAGAGCACUGGAAGAAUGUUUACCACAUUCAUUCAUUUAUGUUUUCACUGAUGCCAGAUCCAAAGAUUAUUACCUAACUGAGGAAGUCUUGGCUUUAAUUCAAAAUAAGCAAAGCCAGGUUGUCUUUGUGAUGACUGGAGAUUGUGGGGAUGUAACUCAUCAAGGUUAUCGAGCUUAUGAAGAAAUUGCUUCAACAAGUUCUGGACAAGUAUUCCUUCUAAAGAAAUCCCAAGUGAAUCAGGUGUUGAAUUUUGUGAGGGUAGCAGUUCAAGCUCGGAAAGUAAACUUGAUGUCUAUUGAUCACACUGAGGGAAAAACCACAGCCUUCAAAAUACCUGUGGACCCCAAGCUGCAGUCGAUAACUGUUUCCGUCAGUGGCACCAAGCCAACCAUUUUCUUGAGAGAUCCAAAAGGAAGACAGAUGAGGAAAGGAAAUGGAAUGAAGGAAUUGUUAAAUCUGAAAAAUGUUAGAAUCUACAACAUAGAGAAGCCUAAACCUGGAAUGUGGACACUGAAGGUUUCAAGUACAGAUCAACACACCAUACGAGUAACAGGGUUGAGCUCUCUUGGAUUUACAGCUGGAUUUUCACGCAGACCCACAAAUAGUUUUAUCUCAACUGAAUUCAGGCCAAUCAAAGGUAAUUCUCAAUUAUUAUUUAAAUCGAAGUUAAUGAAUUUUUUGUCAUAA
Acanthosepion pharaonis is the source of this 708-nucleotide messenger RNA. NCBI's taxonomy places the organism in Eukaryota, Metazoa, Mollusca, Cephalopoda, Sepiida, Sepiidae. The record is from the annotation of a GenBank genome assembly.